Trypanosoma cruzi is the source of this 2025-nucleotide messenger RNA. Its product is annotated as RAD50 DNA repair protein, putative. Gene Ontology annotation, molecular function: G-quadruplex DNA binding; single-stranded telomeric DNA binding; double-stranded telomeric DNA binding. Gene Ontology annotation, biological process: telomere maintenance via recombination; telomere maintenance via telomerase; chromosome organization involved in meiotic cell cycle. Gene Ontology annotation, cellular component: Mre11 complex; condensed nuclear chromosome. The record is from RefSeq and is a predicted model, not a curated record. Lineage: Eukaryota; Euglenozoa; Kinetoplastea; Trypanosomatida; Trypanosomatidae. The annotation marks the transcript as partial. The transcript has a single exon.
AUGACAAGCAUUGAGCAGAUUCAAAUCAGCGGUGUCCGCAGCUUUGACCCCAACCCGGCUCACCGUCAGACAAUUGUUUUCCAGAAGCCUCUCACUGUCAUACUCGGAAAAAAUGGCGCGGGUAAGACAACAAUUAUCGAGGCAUUACUGAAUGCCUGUACGGGACAAAUGCCUCCGGGUAGCGGCUCUGAGAAAAGCUCCUUUGUGUAUGAUCCUAAGGUGAUGGGCGAGACGGAUGUCAAGGCGCAGAUCCGUCUCCUUUUCACCGGGAGAGGCGGCAAGGUGAUGCAGGUAAUACGUUCCUUUCAGGCUUUGCGUACUCGCACCAAGACAACCUUCACGACGCUUGACAGCACUGUGGCAUUUCAGGAUACCGCGACCGGUAAGGUUUUGUCUAGCACUUACCGCGCCAACGAUGUGGACCGUGCCGUGCCUGAAAUGUUGGGUGUCUCCCCGGCGGUUCUAGAGCAUGUUAUCUUCUGUCACCAAGAGGACACCAAUUGGCCGCUGUUGCCGCCCAAAGAGGUAAAAAAAAUAUUUGAUGAGAUUUUUGCGGCGACUCGCUAUGUCUUGGCCCUCGAUCGACUUCGGGAGAAUAGCAAAGAGUUCCGCCGACAGCAAAAGGAGCAUGAGGCGAACUUGAUGGCGUUGCGAGAGCACCGGGAGCAGGCCCAACAGCUCACGGGUGACAUUGCAGCGAAGGAGGAGUUGGUCCGCACAAUUCAGCAGCGAGCCAAGUCGUUGGAACCGCAACUGAAGGAACUGCAUGCUGUCACGGCAGCGCUGAGUGCUGUGGAGCAGGGCGCGGAAGGUUUGGCACGCGAGGCUGCCAUGAUUCAAGGCCGCAUCGACGAGAAGCAAGAGUCAUUGAGUCGAAUGACCCUUCCUCCGAUGACUUUGACGAUAGAGGAGAUGUUGGAAUUUAAACAGGGGUUUGCUGAGCGUAUCAAAGGCCUCGAGGCAGACGCAUCCGAUAAGGCGAACCUCCUUGAGAAGGCUGAGGCAAAAAAGCAGCAAUGUGAAGAAACGGCGCUGCGUCUUCGCUCCACCACUGAAUUUCUUGAGCAGCAGGAGCGGCAAUAUAAAGAAAGCCGUAUGGAGCUUCAGGGAAUUGUCAAGAACGUCUCGACAGGACUUGUCUUGGGUGAUGAUGACAUGUGCGAGGAAGACCUGCAGCGUGUGAGCGAUCACUUGAAUGCGGAAUUACAAUUGGCGAGGGCAGAGCGAGACAAGGCAUUGAAGGAGUUUGAUGACGAGAAGAAACUCCUUGAGGAUCAACGGAACAUGUUGCUUCGCUCAAUGGAUGCCGAUAACAAGGAGAAGGAUAUGAAGGAGGACCAACUAAAACACCUACAUCAACGCGUCGUGAGCACCGAGGAGGCAUUGGGAAAGUUGAAGCCGUAUGUUGGAGCUACAUACCUUGAGUCACUGAAGAAAACAAUAUCCGAAUUGGAGCAGCGUUUGGAGGUAAUGGAAGAAUUGAAGAAGAAAGGGGAAAAUUACAAACAACGACAAGACAUAUUGCAGAGAAUAGAUGCACAAAAUCGCAUUGUUGCAGGGUUGCGUCAAGAAUUGGCGAGACACAAGGAAUGCUUGGGUGGUGAGGCGGAGAUGAAUCUUCUUCGGACACAGAUUACAGAGAAGGAGAGGUUUCUUGAGGCUGAGAUGAGGGAGACACUCGUGCCGGAGUUGUCUAAUUUUGGGCACGAGAUGACUGAGGGACGUUCCCUGUCGCAGAUUUCCCUCCUCAUUGAGCAGCUCAGGGAACAAAAGCUUGGGGUACUCCGAGUUAUUCAAACCGAGCACGGUGAGCUCGAUCGUCAAAUUGCCGUGCUACAACAGAAUCAGGCGCAGCGAAUGGAGGAAAUAAUGCGGGAAAACUCCGAGUUGCAGCGGAAGCGCACAAACUGCGUGAAGGCACUUGAUGGCUUGGGUGAAAUUGAUCAUUUUGAGGCUGUCCUUGAGAAGGCCCGUGAUUUAUUAGAAGCAGCGAGGAACAGGCAUCAUGCACUGGAGGCAAUGUCA